Dictyostelium discoideum AX4 is the source of this 834-nucleotide messenger RNA. RefSeq lists its product as hypothetical. Bases 1 to 834 code for a protein of 277 amino acids. The transcript has a single exon. NCBI's taxonomy places the organism in Eukaryota, Evosea, Eumycetozoa, Dictyosteliales, Dictyosteliaceae. The record is from RefSeq and is a predicted model, not a curated record.
AUGGAUCAACUAUCAAUUGAAAGUGUAUACCAAACAACAUUAUCCUACUAUAUGUUCAUUAUGCUCAUAGUUCAUAAUGAUAUUGAACUAUUGAGAUAUUAUUGCAGGAAUAGGGGAAUGAAUUUUAAUUUUUAUAUUGAUUUUCAAAGUUUAGAUGUUCAACCAACUUAUUAUAUAGAAUCAACAGAGAUGUUAGAUUAUUUAUUUAAUAACCAUAUUAGAUACUUUUUAGAUCCUUUUUAUACUGGGAAUUAUAGUACACAUUUUAAAAGUUUAAUACUAUUAAAACAUUUUGAAUCAUUAUUGUUUAAAACAGGACAGCUUCAAUUAGAGGAAAAUGAUAAUCUUGUUUGCUUUAUAAAAAAAGAAGAUAAAAGAUAUAAUAAUAUUCAAAAUAAAAAUUCAAGAAAUAUCAAGAUUUUGUUGAUUAAUCAUUUUUCAUCAAAUCCAUCAAUAUACUAUAAUGAAAGAUUAGAUCAUCAAUUAUUUUUAGUACUCACCAGCAGUAAUGACGAUUCAUCAUCAUCUUCAUCAUCACCACCAAUCAACUUUGAAGUAUUAAAAGAUUUAGCAAUCGAUGCACUCAAAUUUGAUAUUAAUCUAUUUCAUUCAAGAACAUUAACAAAAAAUCAUUAUACCAAGAAUUAUUUGAAAUUUAUAGAAUGGAUGUUUUUAAACUAUAAUGAUGAAAUGAAAAAAGGUGGUCAUUUUUAUCAUAAUGAAGUCUACUAUUUCCAUUUAUUAAUGUCAAUUGAUCAAUUUGAUUAUAAUAAUAAUAGUAACGAUUUAAAAGAAAAAGGUGGUACUACUAUUAAUAUUGAAAAAAAUGCUUAA